CCUACCUUUGCUAAGAUGUAGCUCAAGGAUUAUUUCAGUUGAUUAGAGGUCUGUCAGGAGAAUGAUGAGAGUAAAACCCCAUUGGAGUGAAUUGAAAGAUGCUGAAGUGGAAAUAGCAAAGGUAGAUAACAAUUAUGAGGAAUUUUUCUGGUAAAGGAAGCCAAGCAAUGUACACAUCUCCAUUGGCAUGAAGUCAAGUGAUGUUUCUUCAGAUUAAUAACAUUAAGGCAACUUUCAGCAUUACUGAAAAUGAUCCCAUGGAAAGGGAGAAAUAGAUUAUAUAAAAGGGAAAGAGGUAAUUCAGGGAUGAAGUUCUGGGGAAUACAGUUCGGGCUGUGAUGUAGAGCAGAAAUAGAGAAACUGACCUUAGAUGAGAGAAGAAUGAAAAUUCAUUUCAACAGAGGGAAGAUACUACUGUAUGAGGUUUGGAAUUCGUGAUAGUGGAGCAAAGAACUUCUUGUUGGAAUUUAUUUUCUUUUAGAAGUAUAAAGCAAAUUCAAUAGCUGAGAGUUGCAAAACAGUAUUUCGAGAUUUGCUUACAGAGAUGAUUUGAAGUAGUCAUUAUGGAAAAAAGGAAAGGUGAAUUUCCUAGGGACAAGUAGUAGUGAGAAAGGAAACCACCUCCUGGGGUCAAAUUGGGCAACUGUGGGUUAACUAUACAGCUAAGCUUCCUGAGAAAGUUGGUGGCUUUGACCACAGCUAUGUAGAGACACAGCUAGAAUAUGAUGUCAGUGGAGCAUGACGGCCCUGGAAAGUCCUGGCAGAGUUUCCCAUUCUCUUUUAACUGUUGCUUUGCUUCUGUUCUGUAAUCAUUUCCCUUGGUACUGCCUAGCAAUGAGAGAUUUCCCUGUAGAAAGAGUAUAAAAGUAAGAGCAAAGCCUUGCUCAGUGCUCGCAGGAGGACAUGAGUCCCCUGUAGAGAUGCCAGCUUCAUUAAUAUCAUCCUUUUCUCCUACUCUAUACUGGAGCGAUUUGUUCUGUCAAGGAUCCCAUUCCAGCUUCAGUACGAUUGCUGCACCUUAUUGGAUGGAAGCAGUGACACUCAAAGAUGUGACUAUGGCCUUCACGCAGAAGGAAUGGAAGAAAAUGGAUCCUGCUCAAAGGGACUUAUACAAGGAUGUGAUGCUGGAGAACUAUAGCAACCUAGCCAUAGUGGCAGGGUAUCAAUCCUCCAAACCAGACAUGAUCUGCAAGUUGGAAAAAGGAGAAGAGCCAUGGUCAAGGAAGGGGAAAAGAUCCAAUCAAAGCCAUCUGCGUAAACUAGCAAGACCCAAGCAAGAAGAAGCCAGUGGAAAAGUUCAGCAAGAUGAUGACCAGCUAAAGAAUAACCAGAAAUCUCAAGACAAACUCAUUAGGGAAGUUGCAUUCAAGAAAACUCCAACCAAGAAGAAAGACAGUGAAUGUACUUCAUUGGAGAAAAAAAAUAAUGUGAAUACAAAACAUAGUCCUUCAAAGAAAAGGCUUAAAUUUGAUUCAGAUGGAAAGAAUUUGAAAUGGAAUACAGCUUUACCUGGUCAUGUAAAAAACUCUGCAAAAAAGAAACCUGAUAUUGCUAAAGAACACAAGAAAUCAUUAAAGCAUAGCUUAUCUGAUACAAAGAUAGACAAAAAUCAAACUGGAAAGAAACUUGAUAAAUUAUCUAACCAUACUUCUGAUAAGUGUGACAAAACUCAAACUGGCAAGAAACAAGAAAAAUUAUAUGAUCAUCAUUCAUCCUGUGCUAAGAAAAACAAAAUCCAAAUGGGAAGGAAACAUGAGACAUCAUCUACUAAAACUGAUAAAACUCAAGCUUGUGUGAAACCGUAUGAAUGCAAUCAAUGUGGGAAGGUUCUCAGCCAUAAACAAGGGCUAACUGACCACCAGAGAACUCAUACAGGAGAGAAACCAUAUGAAUGUGAGGAAUGUGGAAUUGCCUUUAGCCAGAAGUCUCACCUUGUUGUACAUCAAAGAACUCACACUGGAGAAAAGCCAUAUGAAUGUGUCCAGUGUGGCAAAGCCCAUGGUCAUAAACAUGCCCUUACUGACCACUUAAGAAUUCAUACUGGGGAAAAACCCUUUAAAUGUACUGAAUGUGGAAAAACCUUUAGACACAGCUCAAACCUUAUUCAACAUGUGAGAUCUCAUACAGGUGAAAAACCAUAUGAAUGUAAGGAAUGUGGAAAAUCUUUUAGGUAUAACUCAUCACUUACAGAACAUGUAAGAACUCAUACAGGUGAAAUACCAUAUGAGUGUAAUGAAUGUGGCAGAGGUUUUAAGUAUAGUUCAUCCCUGACAAAGCAUAUGCGAAUUCAUACAGGUGAGAAACCUUUUGAAUGUAAUGAAUGUGGGAAAAUGUUCAGCAAAAAGUCACACCUCAUUAUACAUCAAAGAACUCAUACAAAAGAGAAACCUUAUAAAUGUGAUGAAUGUGGAAAAGCCUUUGGACAUAGCUCAUCUCUCACUUAUCAUAUGAGAACUCAUACAGGUGAAAAUCCCUUUGAGUGCAAUCAGUGUGGGAAGGCAUUUAAACAAAUUGAAGGCCUUACUCAACAUCAGAGAGUCCAUACUGGGGAGAAACCAUAUGAAUGUAAUGAAUGUGGGAAAGCUUUCAGCCAAAAGUCACAUCUCAUUGUGCAUGAAAGAACUCACACAGGUGAGAAACCCUAUGAAUGCAAUGACUGUGGGAAAGCUUUCAAUGCAAAGUCACAACUUGUUAUACAUCAGAGAUCCCACACAGGAGAGAAACCCUAUGAAUGUAAUGAAUGUGGGAAAGCCUUCAAACUAAAUGCAUCACUUAUCAAGCAUAUGAAAACUCAUUUGGAAGAGAAAACUCACAAAUGAAAUCAAUUAUGGAAAUCUGAUAACUAAAUUGUUGUAUAAUGUUAGAAAUGCAUAUUCUGAACUUAAAGAAUAUUAGAAAACUUCUAGUGAGAAGUCACACUGUGUUAUAUAUUAGAGAAUUGAAUGUGGAUCUUAAUAUAGAAGAAAUGGAUGGAAGUAAGAGUUGUAAUGUGGUAUGAAAUAUUUUACAGAAAGAAAAAUUUUUUUAAGACAGGCCUUACUUUAUAGAUCAGGUGGGCCUCGAACUUGUAGUGUGAUCUUCCUGUGUUAGCCUCCUGAGUGCUGGUACUAUAGGCAUGUGCCACCACACCUAGUGAAAAAAUUAUUUUAAAAAUUAUAAGUGAUCUUGAUAUUUAGAUUGACAUAUAAAGCUUUAAGCAUUAAAUGAAGUGAUGAAACAAGUUGCAUAUGCUAACAAUUUGAGUUGCUUAGAUGUUGUGGACUUAAGCACCACAUGUUAGAAUUCACUUUACAUAUCUAUGUUGCUUUGUGUAAAUAAGGAUGGCCAUUUAUAUAAGCCUCUUAUAUUCUACCCACUUUUUUAAAAUUAAUGUUGAAAUUGGCUUCUGCAUGAGCAGAAAGCUUUAUAAAAUGGUUUUUAUUAAUCUAAAAUUAAACAGAAAAUUAAGAAAAAAAAACAGCUAAAGAUGUAAAUAUGCUGGUAGUGAGUCUAAAAAACUGGAUUACUGACCCAUGUAUACAUUCUUUCCCCAGUUUUCUAUAAAAGGACGUGUUUUUACCCCUCUCUCUCUAUGUGUGUGUGUAUAUAUGUAUGUAUAUAUUCAUAUGUUUGUAUAUGAAUAGAUUUUGUUUAAAAAGUCCAGAAGAAACUUAAUAGUGGUUGGUUGCUAUUGGGCACAGGAGAGUGCUGUCUGGUUUGUGACUAAGACCUAUUUUUUAGUAUAUUGUUUAAAUAUCAUGUAUAUGCAUUUUUUCUCACAAUUAAAAUACUUUUAAGAUCCAUAAAUCAAUACUUUAAGAGCAUUGCUAAGCCAACUACAUAAUGUUUCAUGAAUUAUAAAGGUUCCUAUGUUCUUCAUAAAUCAUCAUGAGUCUGAGCUAUAUGGCAUUAAACAUGUUAUUGAAUUCACUGAGACCUCUCUUAUCAAACACAGUCUGUUAGUAACAUAAUGAAUUAUAAAUAUAA
Messenger RNA from Octodon degus (degu), 3966 nucleotides. RefSeq names its product ZFP37 zinc finger protein (gene Zfp37). Bases 921 to 2819 code for a protein of 632 amino acids. Gene Ontology annotation, biological process: regulation of transcription by RNA polymerase II. Gene Ontology annotation, molecular function: DNA-binding transcription factor activity, RNA polymerase II-specific; RNA polymerase II cis-regulatory region sequence-specific DNA binding. Lineage: Eukaryota; Metazoa; Chordata; Mammalia; Rodentia; Octodontidae. The transcript is spliced from 4 exons. Gene Ontology annotation, cellular component: nucleus. The record is from RefSeq and is a predicted model, not a curated record.